Messenger RNA from Trichomonas vaginalis G3, 2697 nucleotides. Its product is annotated as DNA mismatch repair protein, MLH1-like. Gene Ontology annotation, biological process: mismatch repair. The record is from RefSeq and is a predicted model, not a curated record. Gene Ontology annotation, cellular component: MutLalpha complex. The coding region runs from base 1 to 2697 and encodes 898 amino acids. Gene Ontology annotation, molecular function: mismatched DNA binding; ATP binding; ATP-dependent DNA damage sensor activity. NCBI's taxonomy places the organism in Eukaryota, Parabasalia, Trichomonadida, Trichomonadidae. The transcript has a single exon.
AUGACUGAGCAUCGAAUUCUCCAGCUCGAUGAAUCAGUUAUCAAAAGGAUUGCAGCUGGAGAAGUCAUUAAUUUUCCGUCAAAUGUUGCAAAAGAGUUAUUAGAAAACUCAAUUGAUGCCGGAUCAAAAAGAAUAUCAACCGAACUUCAAAACGGCGGCUAUUCUCUCAUUAAGAUUUCUGAUAAUGGCUGUGGAAUAAAUGCUGCGGAUAUGCCUUUAGCUUGUCAGCGUCAUGCAACGUCUAAAAUUCAAAGUUUCAACGAUUUAAGGAACGUAACUACAUUUGGAUUCAGAGGUGAGGCUUUGUUUUCAAUGUCCUGUGUUUCUCAUCUCAGUAUUUUAUCUAAAACAGAAGAAAGUUCAUUUGGAUACUCCGGAAACUUCCAAGACGGAAAUCUGAUCGGCGAAUUAUCAACAGUACCCAUAACAAUAGGAACUACAGUCACCAUUUCCGAUCUAUUCUAUAACAAACCGACCAAAUUACGAACAUCUCCAGAUUCAGCCACUCAAAACCGAAAAAUCCUACAAAUAGUCCAAAGAUACGCAAUCGCAUACCCAGAGAUCAGCUUCUCUGUCAUCUGCGACGGCAAAGAGAAGAUGAUGACCCAUGGAUCUUCAUCACAUUACGAUGUCAUCUCAUUAUUAUAUGGUAUCGAUGCCAGAUCAGCGACAUUUGUCCUUACAGGUGAUAUCGCGAAGAACACAACCGUUGAAAUGUAUCUAGGUUCUCCAUCGGCCAAAAAACAACUCAAAGAAUCAGCGGUUUUUGUAAAUGGCAGACUUGUUCAAUGCGACCACAUUAAAAGGGCGAUUAAUGCUGUUUACGGCAGUUUCUUGAUGAGGGGCGAGAAACCAUUUGCUUUUGUUUUAUUAAGGAUGCCGCCAGAUAAAGUAGAUGUGAAUGUACAUCCAACGAAAAAAGAUGUUAUAUUUACUAAUGAACAGAGUUUGAUUGAUAAUAUAUGUGACAUUAUUUUGGCUGAGCUAAAGAAUCAGUCAAAAACAAGGAAUUUCUCAGAGAAAACAGAGAAAAAGAAAGAUAAGAAAAAUGAUGAUGAAAGAUUGAGUUCUUUUGUUUCUUCAAAGGAAAUAAAAAGAAAAACUUUGGAUGAAAAAUAUGAAGAUCUUGUCGAAGAUGAUGAAAAAAUAACUGUCAAUAACCCAAUACAAGAAAAAUUUAACCAAAUUAUUGGUUCAAACAGAUCUGUUCAAAAUAAAAGUGACAAAAAUCAAAAUGAAGAUGAACUAAACGAAGAAGAUUCAUUCAACACAUCAAACAAAGUUAUUCAAAAUAAAAGUGACAUGAAUCAUGAGGAAGAUUCGAAUGAACUCAAUCAAAAUCAAGAAAAUUCAUUCAACGCAUCAAACAAAGUUGUUCAAAAUAAAGGUGACAAAAAUCAAAAUGAUGAACUAAACGAAGAAGGUUCAUUCAACACAUCAAACAGAGAUGUUCAAAAUAAAAGUGACAAAAAUUUACAUGAAGAGGAAGAAGAAGAGAAAGAUAGUAUUGUUGAAGAUGAUGAAGAAUCGCCAAAAGCGAAGAUAGAUAUUGAUAGAGAAAAUAAAGGAAAAUAUGAAUUAUCUCCUGUAUCUAUAAAUGAAGAGAAUUUAACAGAUAUAACUCCUGCUUCUUCAUCAUCAGAUACAUCAGAUACAGAAAAUCCAAGAAAAAGAGCAAGAAGAAAUCCUUAUAUGAAAUUAUCUUCCGAUUUCCAAAAUUUACAACAAAUUGAUGAUUUACCAAAAAGUGACAAUUUGACAAAACGUGACAGCGAUCAAGAAAACUCUGAAAUUCCAAAAUCAAAUAUUCCUUCGUCACUUUUCAAUAAAAGUGAAGUGACAGAAAAACCAAAACCGAGGGAAAGAUCAUCUAUUUUUGAUGAGUUAAAAUUCACUCCAAAAUCUAUGGCAAGAGGAGAUCCAAAUCUACAAACACUUGAACAAGUCUUGAAUAUGUCUGCAGCCAAAGAAAUGAAAAGGGAUCCAACGAAAACGAAAAGAGAAAUGAAUUUAGUAACAGCAAGUUCACUUUUGUCUGAUGAGAAAAAGAAUUCUUUUGAACCUUUAAUUACUUUGUUUAGAGCUCAUUCUUUUGUUGGUUUGAUUGGUUUGAAAUAUGGUUUAAUACAAGCAGAUGAAACUCUUUACGCAGUACAUCUAUUCCAAGUCUUCAGAGUUUUGUUUUAUCAGUCUUGUUUAAGUAGAAUUGGAAACUUUGGAAAAAUAGUUUUUGACAAACCGUUAGAUGUCAAAAUUUUGGCAGAUUCUGUAGAAGGAUCUGACAGUUUACGUGUCAAAAAUAUUUUAAUAGAACAUAGAGAGAUGCUUUCUGAUUUAUUUAAUAUUGUUAUUAAUGAUAUGGGAUGUUUAGAAGAGAUGCCGAUGAUUGUUGCAAAUUACGAACCUUCUUUUUCUUUUCUCCCUAUUUUCUUAGUGAGAUUGGCUGAAACUGAGUGGGAUGGAGAGUUGGAAUGCAUCAGUUACAUUUGCGAUGAAUUGUCUAUGUUGUAUUCUCCUUGUGAAGAAGAAUCAAAUGAUACGAAAAACAUCGAAAAAAUGAAAAAAUCUAUCAGAGAUGUUCUGUUUCCUGAACUGAAAACAGCUAUUUUCUUCCCUCCUGCUGCUUUGAUUUCAAAUCUUUCUGUUAUUAGAGUUAGAUCUCUCCAUGAAAUGUACAAAAUCUUCGAAAGAAACUGA